CCCGGACUCUUCAGUGAGACGGACACGGGAAAAAUGUCGUUCAACUUCGGCGGCGGGACCUCGGGCAAUGCGGGCUCGUCUGGCUUUUCGUUCGGUUCAUUCGGUUCAUUCGGUGCCAAAACGACAGCGUCCUCAGCUUUUGGCUUUGGUACCGGUACCACCACUACCGCCUCAUCCGGAUUUGGUACCCUUUCUGCCCCAGCUUUUGGGGCGCCCACGACCACGACGGCCUCUACCGGGUUCGGGUUCGGCGCCGCAACCCCAGGAUUCGGGGCUUUGGGGACUGUGAGCACCACCGCUGGGGGUUUUGGUUUCGGGGGGUUUGGGUUAAACACUAACCCAGCGGCAGUUAACUUUAACAUGGGGGGCUUCGGGGCUCCUCCCUCCACUGCCACUGUCUUUAAUUUUGGAAAUAACCUCGGCGGUGCAGGUGCAUUCGGAGGUUUCGGCGCCACCACCACCUCGGCCCCCGCCGCCGGCUCCUCCUUCAACUUCUCCAACCCCGCCAACACGGGUGGCGGCCUGUUCGCAAACACCCAGAACAAAGGCUUCGGGUUUUCAUCCGGUCUAGGAGCGGGAACUGGUACCGGGGCGGGAUUCGGGUCUGGGUUGGGAGGCGGCGCCGGCGGCCUUGCCUUCGGGGGCUUCAAUCUCCAGUCCACGCAGCCGCAGCAAGGAGGUCUGUUCGGUCAGCAGGCACAAGCCCCGGCGCAAUCUAAUCACCUCAUCAACACAGCCAGUGCGCUCUCGGCGCCCACGCUGCUGAACGACGAGCGCGACACCAUCCUGGCCAAAUGGAACCAGCUGCAGGCCUUCUGGGGCACCGGCAGGGGCUACUUCAACAACAACAUCCCGCCCGUGGACUUCACCCAGGAGAACCCUUUCUGCAGAUUCAAGGCAGUGGGAUUCACCUGCAUCCCCAGCCUUAAGGACGAGGACGGCCUGGUGGCUCUGGCCCUUAAUAAGAAGGAGGCGGACGUUCGCAAUCAGCAGCAGCAGCUGGUCGAGUCUCUGCACAAAGUCCUGGGCGGAAACCCGACGCUCACCGUGAACGUGGAGGGGGUUAAAGCUCUGCCCGAUGACCAGACGGAGGUGAUAAUCUACGUGGUGGAGCGCUCACCCAACGGCACGUCGAAGCGAGUUCCCACCUCCACCCUGUUCAGCUACAUGGAGCAGCCCAACAUUAAGGGGCAGUUGCAGCAGCUCGGUGUGCUGAUGAGCAUCAGUCGGACCGCCCUGUCUCCCGCUCAACUCAAACAGCUGCUGCAGAAUCCUCCCGCAGGAGUCGAUCCGAUCAUAUGGGAGCAGGCCAAAGAGGACAAUCCUGACCCUGAGAAAUUGAUCCCGGUGCCCAUGGUCGGGUUUAAGGAGUUGCUGCGCAGGUUGAAGUUCCAAGAACAGAUGAGCAAACAGCACCAGACCAGAGUAGACAUCAUCGCCACGGAUAUCAGCGAGCUCCAGAAGAACCAGGCCACCACCGUGGCGAAGAUCGCUCAGUACAAGAGGAAGCUGAUGGACCUGUCGCACCGUGUCCUGCAGGUUCUGAUAAAGCAGGAGAUUCAGAGGAAGAGCGGCUACGCCAUCCAGGUGGAUGAAGAGCACCUCAGGGUUCAGCUGGACACCAUCCAGUCUGAGCUGAACGCCCCGACUCAGUUUAAGGGUCGGCUGAACGAGCUGAUGUCACAGAUCCGGAUGCAGAACCACUACGGCGCGGUGCGAGCUGAGGAACGCUACAUCGUCGACACUGACCUGCUGAGAGAGAUCAGACAGCAUCUGAAGCAGCAGCAGGAAGGACUGAGUCACCUGAUCAGUGUGAUUAAAGACGACAUGGAGGACAUCAAGAUCAUCGAGCAGGGACUGCAUGAUAGUGUACACGUGAGGGCCGGGAAACUCAGCUGACCAGGACACACACACACACACGCACAUACACACACCUCAGUACAUAUACAUACACGCACACACUCACUGUCUUUCCCUUACAGGAAUAAACACAUACAAUAAACACAUCAAGGAACCAGCGCUUCUCGUCCUCACAUGAAUUAUUCAGCGUUGUAGUUGUUGGAGUAUUUCACAGAGCAGCAAUGACACAUACAGUAAGGAGGAUUUAAAAAGACAACGAGCAGCCAUGAGACAAAUUUGUUCAAGUGUGUGUGUGUGAGAGAGAGAGAGAGAGUAUGGUCUGACAGGAUGGUGAUUUCUUUCUUUUUUUUAGUAAGUGUUUGUAUAAAUAUAGCAUAUUUUUUUCUAAAGCACCCAAGGAUCUCUAAUAAAGAACUCCUGGAACUUGUUUAAUUAAA
Clarias gariepinus (North African catfish) is the source of this 2297-nucleotide messenger RNA. RefSeq names its product nucleoporin 54 (gene nup54). Gene Ontology annotation, cellular component: nuclear pore; nuclear pore central transport channel. Lineage: Eukaryota; Metazoa; Chordata; Actinopteri; Siluriformes; Clariidae. The transcript has 15 exons. The record is from RefSeq and is a predicted model, not a curated record. Gene Ontology annotation, molecular function: structural constituent of nuclear pore. Gene Ontology annotation, biological process: nuclear pore organization; protein localization to nuclear inner membrane; NLS-bearing protein import into nucleus. Bases 34 to 1899 code for a protein of 621 amino acids.